Salvelinus namaycush (lake trout) is the source of this 1857-nucleotide messenger RNA. RefSeq names its product AP-3 complex subunit mu-1. The coding region runs from base 158 to 1414 and encodes 418 amino acids. Lineage: Eukaryota; Metazoa; Chordata; Actinopteri; Salmoniformes; Salmonidae. Gene Ontology annotation, cellular component: cytoplasmic vesicle; clathrin adaptor complex. The record is from RefSeq and is a predicted model, not a curated record. Gene Ontology annotation, biological process: intracellular protein transport; endocytosis. The transcript has 10 exons.
GGCUGAAUGUUUAAAGGUUUUAUGUAAAGUUAUAUUGUGCUGAUAAGAGUAUAAAUGUGCAUAUUAAAUCAGGCUUCUGUGUAUAGUGGCCAGACUACUCUCUGACAGUGCAACACAGUUUUAUUCCUGCCACUAGCACUGGAACAAAGCAGCAGAGAUGAUCAACAGCCUGUUCUUGAUCAACGCUUCGGGGGACAUCUUCCUGGAGAAGCACUGGAAAAGUGUAGUCAGUCGGUCGGUGUGUGACUACUUCCUGGAAGCCAAAGAGAAGGCUCUGGAACCUGAGGACGUUCCACCUGUCAUACACACCCCUCAUCACUACCUCAUCAGCAUCUACAGGGACAAGCUGUUCUUCCUCUCCGUCAUCCAGACUGAGGUUCCUCCGCUGUUUGUCAUUGAGUUCCUGCACCGCGUCGCAGAGAUGAUCCAGGACUACUUUGGGGAGUGUUCGGAGACAGUAGUCAAGGACAACAUGGUGAUGGUGUAUGAGCUGUUGGAGGAGAUGCUUGACAACGGGUUUCCCCUGGCAACCGAAUCUAACGUCCUCAAAGAGAUGAUCAGACCACCCACCAUCCUCCGAUCUGUUGUCAACACACUGACAGGGACCAGUAACGUUGGAGACACGUUGCCAACUGGUCAGCUGUCGACCAUCCCAUGGAGGCGGGCCGGAGUGAAGUACACCAAUAACGAAGCUUACUUUGACGUGGUGGAGGAGAUUGACGCUAUCCUGGACCAAUCAGGUACGACAGUGUUUGCAGAGAUCCAGGGCGUGGUCGAGGCGUGUGUCAAGCUGUCUGGUAUGCCCGACCUCACACUCUCCUUCAUGAAUCCUCGUCUCCUUGACGAUGUGAGUUUCCACCCAUGUGUUCGCUAUAAACGCUGGGAGUCUGAGCGCGUCCUCUCCUUCAUUCCUCCCGAUGGGAACUUCACCCUGAUGACCUAUCACGUCAAUGCACAGAAUCUUGUAGCCAUCCCAGUGUAUGUGAAGCAGAGCAUCAGUUUCUUUGAGAGUGGUUCUGGUGGCCGUCUGGACGUGACCGUUGGACCGAAGCAGACCAUGGGGAAGACGGUCGAAGGGGUAGUGGUCACGGUCCACUUGCCCAAAACUAUCCUCAGCAUCAAUCUGACUGCCACACAGGGCAGUUACACAUAUGACAAUGGUACAAAGUUGUUGGUGUGGGACAUUGGAAAGUUGAACCCACAGAAGCUUCCUAACUUGCGAGGUAGUCUGAGUUUGCAGGCUGGAGCCCCCAAACCAGAGGAGAACCCCAGUCUGAACAUCGACCUGAAGAUACAGCAACUUGCCAUAUCAGGACUGAAGGUGAACAGGCUGGAUAUGUUUGGGGAGAAGUACAAGCCUUUUAAAGGGGUUAAAUACAUCACCAAGGCCGGGAAGUUCCAGGUGCGGACUUGAAGAUUGAAACCUAAAGGUCAUAGGUCAACUAGCCAACGUGCCUAAUGCUCUGGGUCAAAGGUCAACUCUUAGACACGCCAGCUGUCAACUAUUAUGCUCUCUAUUUGUAGUUCAGAGCCGUGAUCGGUCCAUUAUGACAAAUGUCUGAAACUUGUAAAAAGGUUCACAUCACUGCAGACUGUUGUGGCUCUGCAACAGCAAACUAUGAAUUGAGCUUUCUACAUGCCAAGUGUCAACUCUUCUACCUUAUGCCUUUUAUACCCCUAUACUCCCUCUGUAUUAGGGACAGAGCCUGUAUUAAUAACUUGGUUGUUUAUUUAAAUGUUUAUUAUUUGGAUGGAAUGGAGUUGUUGGUCUGCGAAGGGAAUUGUUUUGGACAAUCAACCUAUUAUUUCUCCUGUAUCUGGAAUUAAAUAACUGUGUUCCAGCACAGCCCACCUCUC